Schistosoma intercalatum is the source of this 5381-nucleotide messenger RNA. The record is from the annotation of a GenBank genome assembly. NCBI's taxonomy places the organism in Eukaryota, Metazoa, Platyhelminthes, Trematoda, Strigeidida, Schistosomatidae.
ACAAAGGUUGUAUGUUGUACUCUUGUGAGGGCGCUUGAUUUAUGCUGCUUUUCCGAUAAUGGCACUUUCUGUAGUAAAGGGAAAGUUAGAAAGAGUGCUUGAUAAAAAUCCACAAGAUCUUGUUCGUGGAAUCAGGAAGCACGGUGUGGAUGAGGCCAAAUAUAUAGGUCAAUGUCUAGAUGAAAUUAAAAAUGAGUUGAAAGACAGUUCAUUUUCAGUCAAAGCCAAUGCUAUUAGCAAAUUAUUAUACAUUCAAAUGCUUGGUUAUGAUACCAGUUGGGCUGUGUUCAAUAUCGUUGAGGUUAUGAGUUCUCAGAAAUUCACCUUCAAACGUAUAGGGUAUUUAGCAGCUUCUCAGAGCUUUCAUUCUGGUACAGAUGUCCUCAUGCUUGCCACUAAUCUUAUUCGCAAGGAUUUAAUGAGCUGUAACUUGUAUGAUGCUGGAAUCGCCUUAUCGGGUGUUGCAUGUUUCAUUAAUCCAGAUCUUGCCACGGAUUUGUACUCUGACAUUCUAAGUCUGAUGAAUUCUCCAAAACCAUAUUUACGAAAGAAAGCCGUAUUAUUAUUAUACAAAGUUUUCCUUAAUUAUCCUGAAGCACUUCGUAUUUGUUUCCCACAGUUGAAAGAUAAGCUGGACGAUCCAGACCCAGGUGUACAAUCAGCGGCUGUUAAUGUAAUAUGUGAAUUGGCACGUAAAAAUCCAAAGAAUUACCUGUCACUUUCACCCAUAUUUUUUAAACUUAUGACUACAUCAUCAAAUAAUUGGGUUCUUAUCAAAAUCAUUAAAUUGUUUGGCACAUUGACACCUUUGGAACCAAGACUAGGCAAAAAGCUAAUCGGACCUUUGACCAAUUUAAUUCAUAGUACUUCAGCAAUGUCAUUGCUAUAUGAAUGUAUAAAUACAGUUGUUGCAGUAUUAAUAUCAAUAUCUUCUGGAAUUCCUAGUCAUCAAGCUUCUAUACAGUUAUGCGUUCAAAAAUUACGCAUCCUAAUUGAAGAUUCAGAUCAAAAUUUAAAAUAUCUUGGACUAUUAGCAAUGCGUAAAAUUCUGUUAUAUCAUCCACAAAGUGUACAACCUCAUAAAGAUUUAAUAUUAGGUUGUCUGGAUGAUAAAGAUGAAUCGAUUCGAUUACGUGCAUUGGAUUUACUACAUGGUAUGGUAUCAAAAACUAAUCUAAUGGAUAUUGUUAAACAUUUGAUGAUACAUAUUGGCAAUUCGUCAUCUGGUUUACAUUAUCGUAAUGAAUUAUUAAGUAAAGUUGUGUAUAUAUGUUCACAAGAUAAUUAUCGUAAUGUUACAUCAUUUGAAUGGUAUGUUACUGUUCUUGUGGAAUUAGCUAGCAUUGAUGGUAUUCGAAAUGGUGAAUUAUUAGCUGCUCAACUUAUGGAUGUUUCCAUACGCGUACCGACUGUUCGAACUUUCUGUGUUGAACAAAUGGCUAUAUUACUGGAUAUUAGUCAGUCGUUAACAAGCGGAGGUAAACAAAAUGCUAUUCAAGAAACACUUCGUGCAGCAGCAUGGAUAUGUGGCGAAUAUGCGGAUAGUCUAAACAAUCCAGAACAAACAUUGAAUUCACUUGUUUCAAUUGCCCUUGAACUACCCGGUCUAUCUAGUUCAAUUCAAGCCGUUCUUAUAUUCAAUGCUUUUAAAAUAUACAGUGUUGUCAUUAAAAGUAUGAUUUGUAAAGCUAUUCAAAGCUUACCUUCGACGUUUACAAAUAAAAAGUAUCAAGAAAACGGUGAACAUUUAAUUGAUACGAGUGACAACGAACAUCAUAAUAAUACUGAAACUGUAGAUGAUCAAGUUACAAGUUUAAAGACUCUACAAAAUUUAAUUAUUCAUCUGAUAGAGUUGACAAAUUUUCUUAUGGAUAAAUUUAUCCAGUAUGUUCAUUCAUCUGAUUUAGAAGUUCAAGAACGUGCUGUAUCGAUUCAUCAAGUAUUGAGUUUAGUGUCGAAGCGUUUUACAAAAAUCCAAUCCUUUUUAUCCAGUUCAUCAACUUUACAACAAAAUAAUAAUCCGUCAACAUUAAUUUUGGACAGUGAUUUUUCUUCACCUUCACUAUCCAAUCAUCAAUCAUUGGAUAAUUUACCUGAUCAGUUUCAUAAUUCUCAACUCACCAGUUCUUCUAUUAAUAUUACUAAUGUCAAUAACAAUACAGGUGACAACAGGGUCGACACACAACUUCAUUCACGAAGUAAUUCAAUUCAAAUGGAUACUAUGCCUUCACUUACCUCCAUAGUAUCACCAACUGUGAUUCUCAAUUUAAUUCAAUCAAUUAUAAAUGAACUAAGUGCUUUGUUCACCGGUGAAAUCAUCCCUGUAGCACCAAAAGCUCAGAAAAAAGUCCCUAUUCCCGAAGGGUUAGAUUUAGACGCUUGGAUUAAUCCACCAGUACCAGUUCGUAAACAACCGUGGACGAAUGCAUUAGAUUUUAUUGGGAAAUCUAUAAAUGACACUGAUGAUCAUCAUUCUAUUCAUUGGAACAAUGAAUUGGUCAAUAAUGAAUGUGAUAUAUUCUUCGGUUUACAAGAUAGUAAAUCUCAAACUGUUCAACUAACAGCUGAACAGUUGGAUGAGAUGCGUUCAAAACGGUUGCAAAAUCAACAAAACAAUCCUAAUUACUUAAAACCGGUAAAUCCUAAAAAGAAUAAUUUAGAGAACUCGUUAAAUGAACAACAAAAUGAUGUUAACUUAAUCAAAAAUGGUGUUGAACAGUUAAGCCUAAAUGUAACUGAUUCUAACAAACAAUAUUGUCAAACACAAAUCAGUGCGCGUAAAUUGGCUACAUCCGAUCAGUUCGCUGCUGAAAUGCGUAAAAAGUUUCAAACUGCUGCGUCUGAUGUAGAACGAAAAUUAAGAUCAACAACGAAGAGCAAUCAUUUGAAAAACAUCCAUAAGAAAAAACAUCCGAUCAUAUCACCAUCUUCAUCGUCAUUAUCUUCAUUAACAAUUAAUAAUAAUUCUAAAUCGACUAAUCAGGUUGAAAAUACUCAGGAAGAAAAUAAAAUAGAUUAUAUUAUAAAAGACAAAUUUACUUCACACGUUGUUCGUUGUGAUUACGAUAUGCCCGAGGGAGUGUCCAUAGAUAAUGAAUCGCCAAGUGAUACUGAAAACGCUAAUGAUCCACAUCAUCGACUAAAUAUUGUAUUGGAUAAUAUUAUUACACAAGAUAACAAUAAAUUGCCACAUUCUAUUCCAUCUCAACAUAGUAAACAUUCGACAGUUCACAAGACUUCACCAAAGAAGUCUUCAAAAUUAUCGUCUAAACACCAUAAAAUGAAUAAAGAAAAGGUGAAUAAUAAUCAUCAAGUAGUCAAUGAAUCAAUAUCUUCCGAAAAUAUUAAUUAUGAGGAUUUAUUGAACAACAAUGAUAAUAAUACAACUUAUCAUCGAUCAGGCUAUGAAGCAUUCGACUCAGAUAUAAAACAAACUAAAGUAUUAUCAUCACAAAAAGUCCGUUUGAAAUCAUCAUUAAAUUCUCAUCAUCAUCAUCAUCAUAGUGAUAAUGAUAAUAAUAGUAAAAACAAACAAUCCCCUAAUAAUUCACCAAUACCAUCCGUUCCAUAUUGUAAUAAAUCCAUUAUUAGUAGUAACAAUGAUAAUAUAUCUAUACCUGAAACUAAGUUCUGUAUAUCAUCAUCAGUAAUAAAUACUGACAUAUUCACUUCCCUUUUGUCAACCGGUGAAUUGAAUUCAUUCCAAUCAACAAAAAUUUGUUGUCCUAGUUUAUUGUCAAUUAUUCGUCAAUCAGAAAAGUCUAAUUCUCUAAUAAUGCAUACAAAUGAAAUUUUUGCACAAAUAAUAUCUUUACUUGAAAAGAAGAUACCAUGUUUAGUGAUUGAGUCUUUGGAUAAUCGUGCCGCUUCACUCUACACAGAAUACAUUCCACUCAGAGAACCGUUAUGCAUCUUAAUGAAAAUAUCCUUUACUACUGGAACAAUACGAAUCGAUAUUCGAUCUACCAAGGAGGAUGCGAUACAUUCAUGUAUUGCACAAUUAACAAAUCUAGUCAAACAGAUCAAAUUCGACCUAUGACAUAAUGUAUCUAUAUCACUAUAUAUGUAAUAGUGUAUCAUUCGUUUCUUCUUCUUUCUCUUCUAUUGGUUUUUCUUAAACUUAUCCUACAAUCUGUUUUUCGAUUGUUAAUAAUCCUCUGUUGUGAUUUGAGUUUUUUUUUAAUUUCACGUCUACUCUGUGUUGAUGUUGUUUGUCUGAUUUUGUUAUACAAUAUUACUUGUGACGAUGAUAACUUAUUACACGAACAUAUAUGUAUCGUUAUUCCUAUUUUGAUUGUCCUUUUAUAUACAUAUAUAUUUAUGAUUUGCCUAUCAACGAUUCCUAGCUAACUGUGAUCUAAUGCGUUUACCAUGUAUUUUUGAUUGUAUUCAUGUAGUUUUGUUGUUUCGAUUAUCCUAUAUAUACAUACGUAUGGUGUCUUUCAGAUAUUAAAAUGUGUAUAUUUUAUUGCGUCUUUGAUAUUUUAACCAAUAUAAGGGUGAAUUUUUUUUGUUCACACGUAUAUUAUUAUUAAUAUUGUCGCUAUUCAUGAUUUCCAUUGGUUUGUCUUGUUUUCUCUUUAGGUAAUUUUUUAGUCUUCUUUGAUUGAUACUCAUCAAUAUGAAAGUUGCGGUACUCUCUUUUCUAUCUCUCCCCUUUUCGUUGUCUGUAUUCUUUUAUUUCACCGUUUCGCAUACAAAUUUCCUUUUCAUUUCUUUUAUUUAUUCCUAUUGAUGAUUUGUCUAGUGUUUAUUUUCUAUGUGUUUACAGUUCUCUUCGGGUAACUAGUGUGUGUGUGUGUGUAUGUAUGUAUGUAUGUAUAGAUUAACACUUUAUCUUAAUACGUUACAGUUAUCUGGAUGAAAUAAUUCAACUGUGUGUAGAAUGUUUAAUUUUUUUUAGAAAGAAUUAGAAACUAUUAAGCAUCUGAUUACUCCAUGUAAUAUUAAUAAGAGUUCUUUUUUAUUGAUGCAAUAUUAUAAACUAUUCAUCAUUUUUGUGCCUAAAUUUAACAUAAUAAUUGAAAGAGAACAAAUCAACAAUCUUGAAUAAAAUCUAUUGCGAUAAAUUAUGUAAGAAUUUCGAAACAUGAGUAUAUGCGAUAUGAUAAGUUAUACACUCAACUUAUGAUAUAUCUGUAACCUUGCCACUAAGUGCCGUAUAGCACAAAACCUCAACGUCCAUGGUAUUCUGCCGACUACCACCAAUCACCUGACAAUUAUUUUUAUAGUUGAGAUCAUGAAUCAGUUAAUCUCAACUAUUAAAUUACUAUAAUAUUCACAAAAACCCUUUCUGAAUUAUUUUUAUGCAUCAAAAUAUGCACCAAUCAAUUAUUUUACACCUUAAUACUUAUUUAACAUAAUAGUUUAUGAAUUGUUUC